AAAUAGCUCUUAAGUAAAAUAUUGAGUGACUAACAUCAUUGGCUUGUAGUGACCGUCAGUUUUGCUUGAGAUUGCCAUUAGAGACAACGUUUAAAGUUGAUUAGUUAGUUUAAUACACAGUAAAGGUCAGGGUAUUAAAAAAUGAGGGUAAAUUCUUGAAAACUUCCGACGACUGUUGGAAUAUCGUUUAUUUUCAUGCACAAAUAAACAUCGAAUAUUUGACAAAAUAAAACAAAAAUUUAAGUAAAAGUAAAAUAAAGUGAAUACUUUACAAUCUUUAUAAAAUGAAAGGAUAAUAAACAAGUGAGUGACGUGGAUAUAUAAGAGCAAGCUUAUGUUGAAUGGCAAACAACAAAGCAAAACUAAUAGUCCUAAUACGAUACUACAGACAAUACGAAUAGUACUCACAUCGUCCUCAAAAGCAACGUUUCUCUCAGCAAAGUCGUAAACACUAACGUAGAACGAAUAAGCAUAUGGGAAUAUACAUACAUAGUUACUACAGCCAUAAGGAGAGCAACGGGCAGUAACAAGUGAACAAUUUAAGCAACAGGAAGUUUAUUUCGUUUCAAGAGCAUUAUUAAAGCAGAAGAAGCGAUUUACAAAUGGAGGAUUUAUUUUUGCUUAUAAUAAAGGAGUCCACAGGGACAAAGCAUAAUGCGUUGCGGCAAACUGCGCAAAUUGCAUACGAUAAAUUAUAUCGCCAGCACGGAAUCCAUCGGGAUCCAGCUCAUGAACUCCGGUCUGUAUGCUUCACUGCACUACAAAUGGCCCUCGAUACAAAGCGUCCAAAGUUUGUUACAAUGGGACUCAAUGGAUUGCAUCGCAUUAUUAAAGACGAACGCUUUUACAUUGGCUUAGAACCAGAAGAUGACUCGGUGUGGUUGCCCGCUCAGUUGCUACGCGCCACAAGUGGUAUUUUGCCUACGACCAGUAAUGAAGAUACCGUGAUCAAUGUUUUACGACUAUUUUUGGCUAUGGCUUGCUCUCCAGCGUGCACAUUAAAUGGUCGUCUUUUAAUUGAAACACUUUCACGUUGCGGCGAAUGUUGGGAGUUAGGCUCUCGUGCCACAAAAGCCGCCUCUCUGGCAGCAGCAUCACAAUGCUUGCGAACUUUUUGCGCCUUUCUCAUGGAAGAGGCCGAAGAGGUGAAGAAGACUGCUCCACCUGGUCUGAUGACUCAGACGCAGGCAUCUGCUGUGUAUAAUGAAGUGAUACCUGUAAUGCAGUGGUUAUGCAGUCGCUUGGUAGAGCCAACUGCGAAUGGCUCACCGAACAAAAAGGCAGACAACAACUGCUCGUUAUAUUUAACAGAAUGCAUUCUUACAUUGACAUCAGCAUUGCCGCGAAACGUUCACGCGAAUCCACACUUUACAUCAUUCUUAUGGCAGAAAUUUUGUCCAACAUUGGCGGCAGCGUUGGGUUCGCCAGGUCGCAUUAAUUUGGAUAAAAAGUUUACGUAUAAGGAUGCAUUGAAUAUGAUCGAGAAUGAAGCCCGUGGCUUUUUUACUGGUCCUGGUUUAGACGGUCCACAGGCUCGGUGCGUGUACUUGACGGCGAUACAGUUAUUGCGUAUUGCCGGAGCAUAUGGGUCGCUUCGACCUAUGCUGGAGGCCCUCUUUCAUCGUAUGCUUCUAUUGCCAGCGCCUCAAAAUCGCACUGAGCCACUGAAGUGUGUUCGCGAAAUAUUGAAAACUCCGGAGCGACUGAUAGAUCUAGCGGUUAUACUGUAUGUCGAUAAAAGUACAGGUCAAGGAUGCAGUGAUGAAAUGGCCUUAUUUCGCCUUAUGGUCGAUGCUAUGGAAGAAUGCGCCUUUGGUGUAAGUACAAAUUCGGGAAUGGAGACCGGACUUCAUGCAAGCGUGGAAUGUAUGGUCGCACUGCUAGAUAGUUUGCAAAUACUUUGCAGCGGUGAAGUAACUGAAUCAAUGAUUAGUGAUCAGAUCGUGAGUGCAGUCAAUAGUCGUCAUGAAACAUUGAAGGAUGCCGAUUACACUGGUCCUUUGACUUAUCAAUCAAUGGCGCGUCUACCAGCUCCUUAUCGUGAUGCCAUUGUAGAAUUUCGGCAAAAUGUGUUUGAAACAUCCUCUGGCUCUGAUAGUGAUGGCGAUCAUCCAGAACAAGAUGCUGCUUCAAAUGGUUCUGGCGAUACAGAAGGACCAGAAGAGGAGGAACAAUCGACUUCAAGUGAUGAAACUUUACGUGUGGAAAACCGAUGGCCCUACACUCAUCUGGAAGCCCCGGUAAUACCUGUGCGGGCCGAUAUUGACAAUGAUCGGCAACACGCCAAAGAAUUUGCAAAAGCUUUGCGUACAGAUUUAGUGCCGAAAUUAUUACGUCUACGUUCUUGCAUUGAGGUGGACGAAGCCAUGCAGGAAUUCGCUUCAGUUGUCUGCCAAGAGAAUACUAUGAACUUUUCUGAUUUUGAUUGUCACCUUACAGCCAUAAAUGCUGAUGGCAUUUACCUAGCUAUUUAUUCGUCAUUACUACUCAGCUUGCAAUUAACAAAGGCUGGAUACUAUGAUGAUCCACAGAAGGAGAUACUAAUCCCCAUGUCCGAACAACAAUUCGUCACAUCAGUCCAGAAUACUGGAGUUCUGGUGUACCUCUCAUCUCCUUGGCUUUGCGAAUUGUAUCAAACCGUAUUAGUUUCAAAUGCAUUGGAAGCGAUGAGCAGCGAGGAAUUAGAAGGCACCUAUUCACGAAGCGCCCUUGUGGAUAUGUUGGGGGAUGCUGGAGGAUUGGGCCCAACUCAGAUGCUCUCCGAAUGGCAGCGAUUGCAAAUAGCGAAUGUGAAACAUACAGAAGAGCUGGAUAGCAAGCGUCGAGAGGCCGCAAAGAAGCUUUGCAGACGCUUAUUGACAUGUUGUUGGGAUUCAAUGGUUAUAGUGCUAAGCUCGGGUUUAGGCGAUUUAUCUUGCACUAAUUCGAAUAAAUUAGUGGCCUUGUCAAAACGCACACUUCGAGUCAAAGCAAAAACAAAUAAAACAAAUGGUGAAGCUUUAUACGCUAUGUGCUUGGAUGGUUUACAUUCGGCCGCAACUUUAAGCAACAGUUUGAAUUUGCAACAUUUGGCUGGAAAAAUUUUAAGUCUUCUGGCGUCAAAUGUUUGCCAGACAAAUGGGCCAAGAAUUUCUGCUAGCCAAGCAAUGUCUAUGGAUGUGGUUUUAAAUGGAGGCUUGAAUUUAGGCUCCUAUAGCCCUGAUUGUUGGCAAUCCGUAUUCGCUGUGUGUCGUCAUGUCAGCCAGUUGGAACACGAAAUUUUCAGUUUGCAAAAUUCAUCGAUUGGCACUUCACCAGGCACAGGGCGACGUGACUUGGAAACCGGUGAAAAGCUUAAUAAUACAGCUCAAAAUGACAAACUUAAUUUAUCUUCACUACCCAUAGAUGAUGAUGAAACGUGCGUGGAUGUUUACAGCUUUCUUCAGGCCCCUCUACAAAGUCCCAAUACAAAUAUUACAUCUAUAUUAAAAGUAUAUUCAGGCACAAAUGAAACGGUGCUAUUGAGUCAGAGCGACACCUCAAAAGUUCUUUGCGCUCUGUCACACCAGGCUGAAAAUUUAUUCUCAGACGCUGCUGAGCGCUUAAGCCUUCCUUCACUAUGUCAGUUUUUAAAACACCUAUGUAAAGCAUCAAGGGAACAGCUCUAUAAGAAUACUACUACUCGCAAAGGCAGCAGAAUUUGGUGGCCGAGCAAAGGUUGGAAGAAAAUGGAAACCCUACCAAUUUCGUUAUUAUUACAUCGAAUCGGAGAUGUUACACUGAGGGUCUUUAAAAGCUCUAGGCCGCUUUUACAUAUAUUAAAAGUAUGGGCCAUCACUGGGCCUCAUCUAAUGGAUGCUUCUUGUCAUCGAGAUCGUGUGAUAUCAAAAAGAGCCAUUGAAUACAUCCAUGAUAUCAUUACAGCACUUCUUGUGGAACAAUCUGAGUUACCUCAUUUUCACUUCAAUGAAGCACUGCUGAAACCGUUCGAAAAUCUUUUAAGCAUGGACACAUGCGAUGUUGAUGUGCAGGAUCAAAUUGUCGCAUGUUUGUAUGAAAUUGUCGAAGCGCACAGAACAGAAAUCCGGUCGGGGUGGCGUCCACUAUUCGGAACGUUGCGCAAUGCUCGUAGCCGCAUGCUAAAUAUGAGCAACAUCAUCGAUAUAUUCAGGGUCUUUCUUGACUCCGAUAACACUUUAGUAUUCGCCAAUGCUGGAUUGGAUUGUAUUCUAUGCUUAUUAUCUUAUAUUAUUAUAUUAUUAUCAAAUAAUAAUACUUGCGGUGAGGAUGAAAAUAGCUUUCGGCCUACUGAGUUCCUACAUGAAACUCUUCGUUUCCUCGAGCGUUGUUCAUCCAUUUUAGGUUUUAUGUUCAACAUGCCGAAGUGUCCCAACUUCCAUUCAACAUAUAAAAUUAAAGGCAUUUCUUAUACCCACAUCAUCGACGCAAAUAUCCCUAAUUCAAUGGAGAAUUUUACAUAUUUCGGCAAUGAUUACUUACAAACGAAAAAUGAACAACACAUGAUAUCGUAUCGGUCGUUACACAUCGACAAAGAUGCUAUUACAAAAAUCGACGAAAUGGAUAAGCCAUCAGGUGUAUUGAAAGUUUGGUUUCUUCUACUAGAUGGUCUUACCAAUUCACUAAUUGUCUGCCCUUAUUCACAUCAAGCACCAAUACUUCAAACAAUAUUUAAACUAUUUAAAAACUUACUAUGCUGCCCUGGUAUCGAUUUCGGAUUUUACUGCAUUAAUCAUCUAUUAAUACCAAUGAUUCAGGACUGGCUACGUUACAUAAAUAAAACCGGUGCUCCUUGGUCAAUGAUUGAAAAAAACUUUAAACACUGUUGUUGCAUGACAACCGACUUAGUCGUGGAAUUCAUCGAGAAGUCUGUUACUGAGAGUAGUCGUAGGCAGGGUAUAACGAAGACACGCAUUACUCAGAUCGUACACACGCCUUCGAAUAUAAAUUCAACUAAUAACUCGAGUAUUAAUAACAUCGAUAAUUCUUUAUAUUCUAAGUUAAAAUUCAUCACGGAACGAAUUGAUGACAAUGAUAACAUUAACCAAAGCAAUCAGUAUGAUAGCUCGUCUUCAAGUGAAGAAAGCGGAGCUAACGUCAUUGAUUCACCAACUAAAAUAUCCGGCUCUGCUACGCUGGCCCUUAAACAACUACUGUUGGUGUUAAUUGAGUGUUCUGCACAGGCGCAGGAGUCUGUAGCUCGCGUUGGAGUGUCGUGCUUAAAGCAUAUAAUCUUAUCCACAGGCAUGCUUUUCAAUGAGUCACAAUGGAUGAUUGCUAGCUCUGCAUUACAUCGCGCUUGUACCGUAACAAUAGCGCCUUUAAGGCAAUUGUCGUUUGCUUUCCAUGAGAAGUCAAAUAGUUUCUAUGGAGAUUGUGCUAAUGUAAAAGUGGCAGCUCGUCGCGAUAGCACCGUGGAGGAAUUGACUCGGGUAUACUCAUUGGCGCAACAAGUUUUCCUCUCUGAUAAUCAAAGAGAACCGACUGUGAAGGUGUCCAAUCACUUAGAAAAACACUUAACCGAUGAGCGAAGCUAUUCAUUUCUUCUAUAUCCUUUAAACAAUGGUUUCAAUUCGAAUCUAGACAAUUUCGUUAUUCGUAUACCUUUCAAGAACUUAGUGGUUGGAUUACUAGCAAAUCAAAUGCUAUUGCAAUUAGUUGCGAAGCUUUUACUUUCACGGUUAAAGUGUGUACCUCAAGCAGUUUCUACAUGCAUAUUUGACAAUUAUGGCACAUCAACGACUGGUCAUGAUUACGACUUGGACUUUCGUUCCAAAGAGAUAUUAUUGCGUUGUGUUAAACAGUAUUUGACGAGUUCCUUAGAAUUCGAUUCACGACCCGGACUUAAAUUUCUUAUGCAAAAGGUCUCCAAUACUGAGUACGCAGCCAACUUAUACAAACAGAUGACGUCAUCUUGGAUGAUCUACUAUAUCGCCUUAGUCGAUUCUUAUUUAAAUGACAUUGUUGUAUAUAAUCUGGGCCCGGAGGACUUGAAAUUCAUACUCGAAUCUUGUUCCCGCCUAAACACAACCACGGUAAAAAAAAAGGAAAACUUUGUGCGAUAUUUAUUCUGUUUACAGGACGCAUGGAACCUUGUAUGUGAGCUAUAUUUAAAUAAUUCAGCGAUUCAUGAUAUUGAAAAUGGAAAACUCCGGUCCGGGGACGGAAGUGAUAAGCGUGUUUUACAACACAAAGUUAUGACCCCGAAACCAAUGCGUAUAUCAGUUAGCACAAAUGGAGAAAGUGCAAGUACAUCAAGCCACUCAGAAACAAUGGCUUCUUCACCCAAUAAGUGUACUCAACUCGAAGAAGAAAAUGUGACAAUGACAACACUGAUCAGUGAAUUCCAACCGAAAAGCCGUAAUAAUCCUUUCGACACAAACCGGCCGCAGAAGUGCGAAUCAGAGGCAAUAUCACCGGAAAUCGAGCAACAACGUGCUUCGAGUAUCCUCAAGGACUCUAAUUACAAGAAAGCUGCUUUAGCUCAACUGGUCGUAGCUUCCAUGGAGUUACUGCGAUCAUUGCCCGGCGAAGCUGAGGAGAAUCUUAAACUUUUAAUGACGCCCACAAUACGAGAAGCCUUUAGACUGGUUCAGUUGCAGGGCAAUGAAUUGAAGGUUAAUCAAUUUUAGGCUAUGCUCGUUGAGUUUUAUUUUGAUUUGUAAGCAGAAGAGAGAUCGCCAUCGAAAUUCAUUUAUGUCAGCCAUAGAACUGGCUAUGGAAUUGAUAUACUCGUAUAAAUAUCGGAGUCAUUUAAGGCGACUAAAUGGCAUAGAUGCUGUCCAUAUACACAUAUAUAUUCAUACAUAUAUACAUCACUUAUGAGUAUACAAUAUAUGCAUACUUGUAUAUCGCCCUUUCUGUUUGGCAGCUCAUAAUGUUAUCUCGUAAGAUAAUAACUAAUGUGUAAUUUGUGAUAAUUAAAUUAUUGAAAUGUAAUAAGCCACUGACGUAUAAUAAUUUACGCGUGAUUUUACGUUACUUUUUCAAUUUCUUCUGGUUGGCUGAUCGGUCGCUAAUCAUGGACGUUAGUCGAAGCCAAAUUAUUACAAACUUCAUUAUCAUAUCGAAAUCUCACAUAUUUAAAACCCACGAUCGAAUGCCAAACAGUCAUGGGUGACGGUAUUUACUAUAAACAUACCUAUAUACAUUACCUACAAUAUACUACAAAUAAAUGCUUUAUUUUUAUAAUGGAAUAUUUGCUUUUAUGCGCUACAAAACUAAGUACAUACGUACAAAUUAUACUACAUACUCCAUAUACAUACUCGUACAUCCAUACAUACAUAGCACCUUUCAUGCGUUUUGCCAAUUUACUAUGGGUAUGAAUUAAAGUUUUCUCAUUUAAAAUCCACCAAGUCUCAUUCCUUAAUUUAUAUAAAUGUAAUUCAGUACCGGACGCUUAAAUACGAAUCUAAAUAGUUAUACCAACCUAUCUGAAGAAAACCACUUUCAUUGUGAUGGCGGUAAACGGCAACACAUUUCAAAGUAAUAACUCAACCACAAAUACAGUACACACUUACACCGCAAUAUUGGAUUUGAAAUGGUGCAAUGUGCUAUGUGAUAAAGAUGCACUCUUUUCCCACAACACAGGAAAACCUGAGGCGGUCAAAAAAGAUCUCAACACUCGGAUUUUGAAAAUUCCAACGUUUUAAAUUUUUAACUUUUCCUUGAGACACAGACAUUUUGCGAUAAUGAACUUAUUAUUUGUCAGUAAUCGUAGAUUGUAAUUAUACUAUAUUGAAAUGGACCCAAUCGGGAUAUUGUGAUUUUAUAAUAUUCUAUAUAUUCAAUCGAGAAUCCAAUUUUGUCUCGCGGUUCUAGUUAACAGAGAGGCAUUAACAUAAUAUGUAGUUACAUACAUACUUGCAAAGAAUAACAAGGCACAAGACGGUUGGACACAAAUUAUAAUUUUUUAUUCUUUUUUAUACAUUUGAACUAUUUAUUAAAUAAUUGGAAACACCAGUAAAUGAGUAGAUGUUUGGGGUCUAACUUCAUAACAGAAUUUCCCUCCAACUCUGUAACACAGAAUAUUUAAAAAUUAAAUCAAAUGAAUAUAAAAUAGUUUUGGUGAGAUCCAUAUGUUUAAGUCUAUAGUAAAAUAUGUACGGAUGAGCAUUUAUCAUGUGUAUGUAUAUGUAUGUAUGAUAACUAUCAACCCGCUUAGUGCUAAGUAUAAAAGUUAAAAUAUAAAUUUACGUAAACGUAUUUGCAAAUUUUUGGGAUGUACAUAUACGAACAAAUAUAUACAUAUACUAUUUAAUUAUAUAUUUGAAAUCUACUGAAUGCAUACAUAUAUUACUAUUCAAUAAAUAAAAUUGCUUAUGUAAAAA
This is a messenger RNA of Bactrocera dorsalis (oriental fruit fly), 8327 nucleotides long. RefSeq names its product brefeldin A-inhibited guanine nucleotide-exchange protein 3. NCBI's taxonomy places the organism in Eukaryota, Metazoa, Arthropoda, Insecta, Diptera, Tephritidae. Gene Ontology annotation, biological process: regulation of ARF protein signal transduction. The record is from RefSeq and is a predicted model, not a curated record. The transcript is spliced from 11 exons. The coding region runs from base 603 to 6629 and encodes 2008 amino acids. Gene Ontology annotation, molecular function: guanyl-nucleotide exchange factor activity.